Molecule: messenger RNA, 1830 nt
Organism: Aphanomyces astaci
Lineage: Eukaryota; Oomycota; Saprolegniomycetes; Saprolegniales; Verrucalvaceae
Exons: 8
Coding region: 1-1830 (609 amino acids)
Cellular component (GO): nucleus
Molecular function (GO): DNA binding
Source: RefSeq, a predicted model, not a curated record
AUGGCAGCCAAACGAAACGAAGUUCGUGCGUACAAGAGCCUGAUUGAGAGGUGCUUGAACUUUGCCAAUCGACAUGGCUACAAACAUCGCGUGCCCUGUCCAGCGAAAGCGUUUCAAGGAGAACUGUUGGCCUCACAACACGAAUGUGCUACGGUGUUUCAAGAGAAGUUUGGGCAUCAGCCGCGGCGAGAGAAGCUUCCACUACUGAUCAUUGUCAAGGGUACACCUGGAGGUGAUAUCGAGCGCUUCGAAGUGCCAACCUACCUACCUGACCCUGUGUAUGCCGUGCAAGAAAAAGCGUAUAUGGAUCAACGCGUGUGGUCCAUGUACCUUCGCGAAGUACUCAAGCCUGCGUUGGACUCCCCUUCUGUGUUGCUGGCCGACAACCUGAAGUGCCACCCUUUGCCCGCCAACACUACAAGCGUAUUGCAACCCCUUGACGUCGCGAUCAUGGGGCCUUUCAAGCAAAUGUGCCGCACCGAGUGGAUCAAGGAAGACAAGGACGUCACAGCUCAGGAGAAGCGAAUGGCCAUGAUUCUCCGAGAGAAGCUUCCACUACUGAUCAUUGUCAAGGGUACACCUGGAGGUGAUAUCGAGCGCUUCGAAGUGCCAACCUACCUACCUGACCCUGUGUAUGCCGUGCAAGAAAAAGCGUAUAUGGAUCAACGCGUGUGGUCCAUGUACCUUCGCGAAGUACUCAAGCCUGCGUUGGACUCCCCUUCUGUGUUGCUGGCCGACAACCUGAAGUGCCACCCUUUGCCCGCCAACACUACAAGCGUAUUGCAACCCCUUGACGUCGCGAUCAUGGGGCCUUUCAAGCAAAUGUGCCGCACCGAGUGGAUCAAGGAAGACAAGGACGUCACAGCUCAGGAGAAGCGAAUGGCCAUGAUUCUCCCAGCGAAAGCGUAUGACAUCCCUCCGUGUACGCUUCGUAAGCAUGUGGCUGAUACAAUCAACGGCGUAAACAACGACACAUUGGUGACGAUGGGACGCGUGCCACACCUGCCAAGGCAAUGUGAAGACGAUCUGGUCGCGUGGAUUCUUGCCAUGGAACGUGAUGGCCAUCGAAUUGGAUGUCAUCAUAUUGUACAAAAGGCCACCAAAAUAUCCGAGGCUGUCCAUAACGUACCACGUGCGACGAAACUAUCCACCGGGUGGUACAAACGGUUCCUCGACCGCCAUCGAGAACUACGGGUCUCAAAGGCACAAGUGCUAAGCAAACCACGGAACGGUGUUGACCAACCCGCCGUCAAGGAGUUCUUUCGAGAGUUGUCCAAGUCCAUCGCGCUCAGGAAUCAUCUUCGUCCGCGCAUGUCACCAUUGUCGCAUGUGUUGCCGCGGACAGAACCAAGAAACCACCAUUGUUUGUGCUCCCUGGUGACCGAGUCUACGGAGGUGUGCGACAGCCUCAGUGUCCCUAUCACAUCUUCGGAAAAGGCUCAAGCAGCGCGCCAUCCAAAACGCUUGUCGAGUCUGGAUCAAUCGACGAACCAAUCAGCGAUUUCAAACGGCAUUGUGUGCACCGGACUCUGCCCCCCAUCGUUGGACAAGAUGUUAUACCGCCUGUCUCUUUUCAAGCCGUCUGAAAUUGCCGAUAAUGGGGUCAAUGAGACGUGGCAGAAAAGGGUUGAUAGUGUUCGUGAUUAUGUGCUACUUCUCCCGUCAACAAAGAAGCGAAAAAGCGCGACAAGAAAGACGUUGACCGUGAGCGGGAAGUUUAUCACGGCAGAUUACCACGCCUUACUGCAAACUCAACCUACAGCAAACCCCAAGCGCAAGAAGAGGGCUACUCGCCAAGCCGAAAAUAGUGUGGAAGAUUGUGUGAUUUAG